AUGGAUGGUAUUAUAAGAAAAAACCCAUUGGCAGAGGAUCUGAGCGACGUUGGUUCGUGGAAUCAGUCGUUGGGCAGCAUUAGGGAGAUGUUGGGCGACGCUAGAGUCCAUGAUUUGGGCGAGACCCUUGGUGGUGACAUCACAGGAGAGGUGAGAGGCAGGGACAACGCGCAAGUCGUCGUUUGGCAGUGUGAGAGGGGCGACAUCGGUGAAGGAGAUGGCAACGCCCAUGGGCAGUGCUCAAUUGGCGAUGCCUUGGGCUUGAGGAUCAAGGCCAAUGUGGGAGAGAGAGGAGGCGACGCCCAUAUGGGAAG
Molecule: messenger RNA, 314 nt
Organism: Ilex paraguariensis (yerba mate)
Lineage: Eukaryota; Viridiplantae; Streptophyta; Magnoliopsida; Aquifoliales; Aquifoliaceae
Source: the annotation of a GenBank genome assembly